This is a messenger RNA of Elgaria multicarinata webbii, 1188 nucleotides long. RefSeq names its product lymphocyte antigen 6E-like. NCBI's taxonomy places the organism in Eukaryota, Metazoa, Chordata, Lepidosauria, Squamata, Anguidae. Gene Ontology annotation, cellular component: plasma membrane. The transcript has 3 exons. The record is from RefSeq and is a predicted model, not a curated record. Gene Ontology annotation, molecular function: acetylcholine receptor inhibitor activity. Bases 230 to 610 code for a protein of 126 amino acids.
AGGUCCUCCUCCGUGGCUUCCUUCUGUGGCUGCCUGGGAUUUGAGGAGAGCAGCACGUGGGCCCAGCCCGUCCACCCAUCCCCACUCCGCUUCUCCGGCCAGCCGCUUCGCCCCACAUUGCAACAGCAGCGGCCGGAGGCUUCGCUUCACCCGCUUCAGCCCAGACCGCAGCGGGACCCCCGAGGAGGAGAGAGGCGAACGCGACCCCCCCCACCCCACCCCCGGCAACAUGAAGGCAUCCUUGGCGAUCCUGCUGGCUGCCUGCCUCUGCGUGGAAGAAGCUUUCUCCCUGGUGUGCUGGUCUUGUGAUGGAGCCGAAUCCAACUGGGGCUGCUGGAGGUGGCAAAUUUGUUCAGACUCCGACAACUACUGUGCUACAACAUAUAUAGGGGCAUCACUUGGUGGCUAUUCCUCGCAGUCCAUCAGCAAAGGCUGUGUUCCAGUUUGCCCAUCAGCGGGGGUCAACAUUGGCGUUGCAGCUGUGUCCGUGAACUGCUGCUCAUCUUUCUUAUGCAAUAUCAGCGGAGCUUCCAGUGUCAAAACUAACCACUUGGUCUUGGCUGUUGGGAUCCUGGCCAGCUUCUUCUAUCUCUUUGGACCCAGGCUGUGAUUGCAAAAUUUCUGCACGCUUAUAAAAUAAGAGCAGGUUGACUGCAUCGAGGAAACCCCCCCCCCAAAAUGAAGAACAAAAAAUGCAAAAGUUUGUAUAUUAAUAAUGGCAUUUAGCUUGAUUGCUUUUAAUCACAACGUUGUACCAGACCAAACAUUGUACCAGGCUUAGAGAUAUACUUAGGGGAGUAUUUUGUUAGACAGCACUGCCUUCUUAAGGCUGCAGAAUUUUGUGCAGGCCCUGAUGAGAAACCCCGCAGGUACUUGAAAUAAUCUUGUGCCAAAUAAAGGUCAAAACUCUCCUGGACCAAAACAUUCCAAAUCCCUUUGUGGGGCUUUCAGUUAUUCAAGGGGCCUUAACAUUGUUUUGCUUAAUGGGUCAUCAGCAGGAGGAAACUGGGACAAGUGGGAAAUAACACCUGAUGAUCUCUUUUCCUUUUUUUCCUGUAUAAACAUUUGCUACGAACCCAGUUUUUUGCCUAUUACAUUUUAUCUAAAACAGUGUGUCCAGUUGGGACAGUGUUCAGAAUGUAGCUUUCCUGUGCUUUCUGAACUUGAAUAAACACAGUUCGAUUCUUA